Molecule: messenger RNA, 330 nt
Organism: Mucor mucedo
Lineage: Eukaryota; Fungi; Mucoromycota; Mucoromycetes; Mucorales; Mucoraceae
Exons: 4
Coding region: 1-330 (109 amino acids)
Source: RefSeq, a predicted model, not a curated record
AUGCGUCAUAUAUUUUUGCUCCAACUCCUUGACGGUGUACUUGUGUGCUUAUACGCUUCAAUCGUAUCAUCCUCAUCCAUCAACACUGUGAUGACGGUUAUUUUUAAUCAAGACACAAUGAUACACUAUAGCUUUGUGUUAGACGUCCAGUCAAGCAACUCGGAUUGGGGAUGGAAAGUGAUCGGACAAAGAUGCCAUAGUAAAUGCAUUAAAUGUACAAAAUCUAAUGGAUCGAGCAAUUACUACGAUGACUUUCAGGGACCGCGUAGGGUAGAUUUUCAUUGGUUACGUUUUAAGUGCUUGAAAAAGAUAAACGGAUUACAUUCAUAA